Molecule: messenger RNA, 543 nt
Organism: Acomys russatus (golden spiny mouse)
Lineage: Eukaryota; Metazoa; Chordata; Mammalia; Rodentia; Muridae
Gene: Ccl19
Product: C-C motif chemokine ligand 19
Exons: 3
Coding region: 229-543 (104 amino acids)
Biological process (GO): chemokine-mediated signaling pathway; positive regulation of GTPase activity; lymphocyte chemotaxis
Cellular component (GO): extracellular region
Molecular function (GO): CCR chemokine receptor binding; chemokine activity
Source: RefSeq, a predicted model, not a curated record
GGGAAAUUUUUUGGGCAGAAAGUGAAAGCUUGGAGCAUAAAUUGGAGUGGGUGGCAGCCUCACACAGGCUCACUCGGGCUCACACAGGCUCACGCGUGCUCACACGCUGCCGCUCCUGGACCCCUUCCCAGCGCACCCGUCAGAGCCUUUAGCCUCUCAUAGGCCCUGCACACGCCCAAGAGCUCUCGGGCUCACACACCAUCAGUUGCCUGCCUCGGAUCAUCUGCCAUGGCACCCUGUGUGGCCCCACUACUGGCCUUCAGUCUGGUGCUUCUCUGGACCUUCCCGGCCCCAGCUCUGGGGGGCGCAAAUGAUGCGGAAGACUGCUGCCUGUCUGUGACCCAGCGCCCCAUCCCUGGGAACAUCGUGAAAGCCUUCCGCUACCUUCUUAUCCAGGAUGGCUGCAGGGUGCCCGCUGUCGUGUUCACCACACUAAGGGGCUACCAGCUCUGUGCACCCCCAGACCAGCCCUGGGUGGACCGCAUCAUCCGAAGACUAAAGGCAAGCCCGACGCUCCUCAGUCCCGCCACCUCCACCCUCUAA